UCAAGCCACCGAUCCUUCCUGUUUCUUUCCUUUUCUGUUUUCUUCCCCCUAAAUCUCUCCCUAUAUAUAUAUAUAUAUCCUUUCGCCUCUACGAUCCAAACCCAAGUUUCAGAAUCUGUUGAAAAACCCUCUCUUGAAUUCUCAACCGAAAUCUCAUUCUCUUUGCGACUUUUUUGUUUGGUAGAAAGAUAACAUGGAGUUUAGGCCCUUGGAGAUUAAUGUAAUCUCAGGCAAGGACCUGAAGGACGUCAAUCUGUUCACCAAGAUGGACGUGUAUGCUGUGGUUUCAAUCAAUGGCGAUCAUCGUACGUCGCAGAAGACUCCUGUCGACAAAGACUGUGGCUCCAACCCCAAGUGGAAUUACACCAUGAGGUUCACCGUGGACGAAGCUAACGCCCGACAGAACCGGCUUAACCUCGUGUUCCGUCUGAAAUCCGAACGUCAGCUUGGAGACAAAGAUAUCGGUGUUGUCCAAGUGCCCAUCAAGGAGCUGCUCGAUCACAACAACGCGGACGAGAAGGUUGAGCAGAAUGUAAGCUACAGCGUCAGGUUGCCUAACGGCAAGGCAAAGGGUGUCCUGGAUUUCUCUUACAAGUUCGGAGAGAAGUUCAGCAAACCUGUUCCGCAACCUCCAGUUCCAGGGGCUGAAGCCAUGUACGUAGACAAACAUGGGGAGAAGCCAGCCAUGGCGUAUCCACCGCCACCGGUUGGUUAUCCAGGACCAAGCUCCGGACACCCUCCUCCUCCUCCGGCAGGAGCAUAUCCACCACCGCCCCAUGGGAUGGCAGGCUACCCCUAUCCUCCACCCGGUGGUGCAUAUCAACCGUACGGAUAUCCCGCUCCAGGUUAUGGAUAUCCAGGAUAUCCUCCUGCAGCUCAGGUUGGAUAUGGUUACCCUCCAGUGCAGAAGCCGCAAAAGCCCAAGAAGAGUGGCAUGGGAGCAGGGUUGGGGUUGGGGUUGGCUGGUGGAUUGUUGGGUGGAAUGUUGAUUGGUGAUAUGGUUGGAGAUGCCUAUGAGGCUGGUAUUGAAGAUGGGCUUGAUUUUGAUUUCUAAACUGCCAUUUUUUAUGUUCUCAUUCACCUCUUUUCUUUCUGUUCUUUAGGUUGUUGAGAAUGUAAAUGGGGAUCAAUCAUGGGUUUGAGUUGAAGUAUAAUCAAUUGCAACUUUUCUGCAAUGUUCUUGAGGGCACUGAUUUUGUUGCUUUUGGAUUUGAUAGAAGAUUGAAUUGAAUUUAUUCUUUCA
Molecule: messenger RNA, 1243 nt
Organism: Theobroma cacao (cacao)
Lineage: Eukaryota; Viridiplantae; Streptophyta; Magnoliopsida; Malvales; Malvaceae
Product: protein SRC2 homolog
Biological process (GO): defense response
Source: RefSeq, a predicted model, not a curated record